This is a messenger RNA of Penicillium paradoxum, 1083 nucleotides long. RefSeq names its product putative NAD binding Rossmann fold oxidoreductase. Lineage: Eukaryota; Fungi; Ascomycota; Eurotiomycetes; Eurotiales; Aspergillaceae. The transcript has 4 exons. The record is from RefSeq and is a predicted model, not a curated record. Gene Ontology annotation, molecular function: nucleotide binding. Bases 1 to 1083 code for a protein of 360 amino acids.
AUGGCUAGCAAGGUUUACAAUGUCGGAAUUGUCGGCUACGGCUUCAGUGCAAAGAUCUUCCACAUUCCCUUCGUGAAGGAAGUCCCAGAGCUCAACAUUUACGCAAUUGUCCAGCGCACCCCGAAGCAGGAUGAUGAUGCUGAGAAGGAUCUCCCCGGUGUGAAGUCUUUCCGUACCACUGAGGAGAUGGUCCAGGACCCCGCGAUUGAUGUGGUGAUCAUCACUACUGCCCCCGAUUCUCACUUCGCUUUGACCAAGCUGGCACUGGAGGCCGGCAAGCACGUCGUUUGCGAGAAGCCCUUCACCCCCACCACACAGGAGGCCGAUGACCUCGUCGCCAUUGCGAAGAAGAACAACAAGCAACUCGCUGUAUUCCAAAACCGCCGCUGGGAUGCCGAUUUUGUGACCCUCUCCAAGCUUAUCAAGAACGGCUCGCUCGGCCGCAUCUCUGAGUUCGAGACUCACUUCGACCGCCACCGUCCUGAGGAGCCCGCUGCGGACUCUCACAAGUGGAAGAACAAGGUCAUGCCCGGUGGAUCUGCGAUCUACGAUCUUGGAACCCACCUUUUGGACCAGGCCGUGCACCUGUUCGGUCUCCCGAAGCGGGUAACUGGAAUCGUUGGCUCCGCUCGCGAGGUCAACUCCUCCGGAUAUGAGAACGCCUUCACCGUUCUCCUGCACUAUGCCAACGGCACUAUGGUCACUGCCAAGUCGACCGUGGUCAGCCCCGAGGAUGAGCAGCUGCGCUUCUGGGUGCGUGGUGACAAGGGUAGCUUCAAGAAGUAUCACCUUGAUAUCCAGGAAGACCAGCUCAAGGAAGGCAUUAUGCCUCAGGAUAAGGGUUACGGUUGCGAGCCCAGCGAGCGCUACGGCACUCUCACUACCAUCCAAAACGGCAAAGCCGUCAAGGAGGUCGUUCCCACCGUGGAGCCCCCCACCUACACCGAGUACUACCGCAAGCUUGUCCGUGCUCUCAAUGGCGAGGGCGAUCUUCCUGCGAGCGGCGAAGAGGCUCGCGAGGUCAUUCGUUUGGUCGAGCUGGCUCGUGAGAGUUCCCAGACUGGACGUACUUUGGAUGUUUAA